Molecule: messenger RNA, 1498 nt
Organism: Silurus meridionalis
Lineage: Eukaryota; Metazoa; Chordata; Actinopteri; Siluriformes; Siluridae
Product: alpha-1-antitrypsin homolog
Exons: 4
Coding region: 40-1320 (426 amino acids)
Biological process (GO): negative regulation of endopeptidase activity
Molecular function (GO): serine-type endopeptidase inhibitor activity
Source: RefSeq, a predicted model, not a curated record
UGUACAAUCGCUCUUUUAUAUCACGUCCCAGCUGGUACAAUGUGGAGAAAGAUCCAAUGCUGUUUGACCUUUGCCCUCCUGCUGAUGGUGGCCUCGGCUGACCACCAUGAGGGCCACGAUGAUGCAGAACAUUCCGCAGAUCACCAUAACCACCUCCACCAUGGCCAGAAUGAACCCCAUCCCAACCACGAGGGAAACGAUCAUCACAGCCACAAAAUCUCAGCUCAAAAUGCAGACUUCGCCUUUGCGCUGUACAACAAAUUAAACAGUCAUGAUGACACCAAAGGCAAGAACAUCUUCUUCUCUCCACUGAGCAUCUCCAUGGCUCUGUCCAUGCUGGCUGUGGGAGCUAAAGGUGAGACCCACUCACAGAUCUUCAGCACUCUGGGCUACAGUUCCCUCACCGAGGAUCAGGUUAAUGAAGCCUAUGAGCACCUGAUGCACAUGCUGGACCACAGCCAGGAGGCCAUGCUCCUGGAGACAGGAGGCGGUCUGGCUGUCCGAGAAGGGUUCAAACCUGUCGACAAGUUUCUGAAGGAUCUUCAGCACUUCUAUCAUACAGAGGCCUUCGCUGUGGACUUUUCCAAACCCAAAGUUGCUGUUGAAGAGGUCAACAAGUUUAUCGCCAAGAAGACCAAGGACACCAUCACUGACAUGGUCGAGAGCCUGGAACCUGAAACCAUCAUGGUGAUCAUCAACUACAUCUAUUUCAAAGGAAAAUGGGAGAAGCCGUUUCUAGCAGAUGGAACCCGCAAAUCCAACUUCCACGUGGACGAGAACACUAGGGUCUCUGUUGACAUGAUGAAGGCAAAGGAUGAACAAUACAGUGUCUAUAUCUCCAAAAACUUCACCCUUGUCAAUUUGCCCUACCAUGGCAAUGCUUCCAUGGUUGUCAUUCUUCCCAGUGAGGGAAAAAUGGAGGAAGUGGAGAAACACAUUAACAAAGAUGAGCUCAGGGACUGGAUACAGAAAGCCCACUCGAGGUCUGUGGAACUUUAUAUGCCCAAGUUCUCCAUCUCUGCUUCUGCUUCUCUCGGGGACACUCUACAGGAAAUGGGGAUUGUUGAAGCCUUCACAGACAAGGCAAACUUCACCGGGAUGAGUGAGGAUGUAGAACUGAAAGUUUCUGAAGUUCUCCAUAAGGCGAUCCUCAAAGUGGAUGAGAAAGGCACUGAAGCAGCUGGUAGCACCACUGUAGAGAUUGUACAGAGGGCUAUGCCUGUACCUAUAAAAAUAAACAGACCCUUCCUGGUCUUCAUUGUGGAAGAAGCUGUCAAGAGCAUCCUCUUCAUGGGCAAGAUCGUCAACCCUGCUGAAUAAAAACAGCUGGAUCGCAUUGCGUCUGAACCACAGUGUAUUAAACUAACCUCGUUGGGAAAUUUGUUUGGAUCUUGUUGUUUCUGAUCUCUGGGGGAAUGUUCUGUAUGUUUAGAAUGGAAUUGGGAGUUUGUUCAACAUGAAAAUGAGCAACGUCUAAAUAAAAAAGCACCGAAAAACA